GGUCAGUUUGUUCGUUCGUGCGACCAUAAACAAUAAACAAACCCUCGGGGGCAGAUCGCUACCACUGGACGCCUACCAUCGCCUCCUCUUCCAUAAUUUCCAUUUUUCCACCGUAUCCGAGAGGAGUUCUCCCAUGAAUCUACUCACGGAGAUUACUCUCUUGAAACUACUGCACAAUAGCAGUAAUAUUAAGUGACUAGUCACUUAAGUGCUCCAGUGGAUCUUCACCCUUUGGGCCACCAUGAUGUUACUUCUUGUUCUAGAGCUCCUCCCCCAGUAUGGGAGGUAAAAUUUGGCGUAAGCCUUGAGCUGUACUCUGGUCUUACGCCACUCUGCUACAGAUUGUCUAUAGCCUUUUGGUUACUAAUGCCAAUGAUAAUAUUUGGCUCUGCAUUCUCCAAGUGAUCAAGCUCUGAAUUUUAUCAUUCAAUUUAAGAAAAAGGAAUUGAAAAGUGUUGAGUGAUAUUCUUAUGCUUUUGGGGGAAAAAUACUCGUUAAUACUUUUAUUGGUGAAGUUAUUUUGAAACACGAAACUAAAAUGCCUACAGAGAGCCUUGGGUUAGAUUCUAGAAUGGCAGCGAUGGACAUGGACCCCAAAGGCUUUAGUCCUAUGUCGGGACCAGAUGAGAAUAUGAGCUCGCCCCCUAGUGUGUUAACAACGGCAUCUGCAGGUUCAACACCCUCUUCCAUCCCUUCAGCUGGGUCCACACCAUCGUCCAUUCCAUCUGCUGGAUCAACUCCGUACCAGUACAAUGCUCAGGAGGAUGUGGGAAUGAAACCUGUAACCCCGUCUUCUGACCACCAGCCCAUUACUCCCAUGACCCCCGACCAGCCCAUUACACCAGACCAACCUAUCACCCCUGAUCAAUCCGUUCCAUCAGACCAGCCCAUUACACCAGAUCAGCAGCCUCCCAGAAGUCCAGGGAUGUAUGUGGAUGGAGUGAAAGAUGGUUUACAAGUGGAAAAAAUGGAUGAGGUAAGUGAGGUAAAAAGACAUAACGAUGUAAGUGAAUCCAAGGUUCAUAAUCAUCCAAGUGGGAGCAAAGACAGUGAAAGAAGAGAUGAUUGUUCUUGCAUUUUGUGUGAAGACCACAGAAGACAUGCAGGGGAUCCACCUCCCACUCUUCCUCCCCCUCCUGUAAACAGUGACUUUGGGUAUCCUGUUGAUGCCAGCAUGAGUGAAAGGUUUAAUAGUGGGGAAAAGCAGUGUAGUGUUGUUGGCGAGGGCAAGACAAGGGGAAAACGAAGCAAGGACCCAAAUGCUCCCAGCAGACCUCGUAAGCGCAGACAGUCAGGAAAACCUGCUGUGCAUUACCAAAGUGAGAUAUCACAGGAUUCAGAGGUCACUGGAAUAAGAAUGAAGAUAAAGUUGACUGUCCCUCCAAUAAAAGAGAACAAUUCGCGUGGCUUCAGCAGCUCUCCACACAGUAACCUAACUUACAGUGUAGUAUCUAGUCCGAGUGAGAAGAGACCUAGAAAGAGAAGUGGACACAGUUCAGAAAGGUGUCAUUCUGGAUCUUCCUCAUCAGAAGGAAAACGAAAGAAAAGAAAUUUAGAAUUUGUUAGUUGGGGACCAAUAGUUAGCGAGGUGAAUGGCGAACCACAGUCACCUUGGGCGUGGAAAUUACCAGGCCACAUCUUGCUUGACAUUCUGGACAUUGCUUCCCGAACAGCAGGAAUCCUUCCAUUACUUCUCAGAACAUCAAGAGUGUGUAGAUUCUGGCGUAUGGUGUCAACUGAUGCUCGGUUGUGGCACACAGCAAACCUAUCCACCAGUAGGAUCAAACCCCGUUUUCGUAAUGAGAAGAGGCUACUUUGGCUUCUAGAACACAGACUUCCAAAAGUCCGUGAUUUAACGUUAGCUGGUUGGAAUGAUGCUGUGACGCCUCCAAUCUUGCCAAGGCUGGUUACAUUCUGUCCAGAGCUAACUAGCCUGAACCUUACAGACUGCCAUAAAAUUCACAGUGAAAAUCUUCACACGCAUCUAUCCAGGUGUCAACACCUUCAACGACUUGACCUCACCAAUAUUAUGUCGUCUCACAAACCAACACCAAGAUGUGCUGUUGGCCAACAAACCUUGUCAGACUUGGCAUCAACAAUGAAUACACGUUUGACACACCUUACUCUGGCCAAUAAUACUCUGUCCAACUUGCAGUCUCUUAUCAAGGCCUUAUCUGACCACUGCCCAAACCUACAGUCAUUAGAUUUAUCUAAUGUGCUGACCAUUGGGAGAGACUCAGUACUAAUAAACAUUGAGAGAUUACAAACAGGUUGCACAAAUUUAAGGAUUCUCAGAUUAACCAAUGCCCAGAUUAGAUUGUGUCAGACCUCUAUGGCAGAGCAGGCUUCAUCACCUGGAUUCCCACAUCUAGAAGAAUUGAGUAUUGCUGUUGUUGGCAACCUAAGUGUGGGAAUGAAUGAUGGUGAAUUGGAGCGUAUUUUGAAGAAUUCUCACAAGCUACGUCUCCUUGAUGUGAGAGGGUGCAUGAAUAUUACAGAUUCCUCUCUUGUUCGUAUCCCACCUUGGGAUUUGGAACACUUGUUCUUGGCUGGUUCAACGUCUCCAAAGAGUUACUCCGAUAGAUUAGAGCUGGUAGUUCGAAAGUGGCAACACUGUUUGGUCGAGUUAGAUUUAUCCUGGACUGCCAAUUCUGACAGUAUUGAUGCUGCUCUGAUGGCCAUAUCAGAAGAAGCAGAUAAUAAACUCAGGUACCUGAACAUGUGUGGUUCUUCAGUGACAUUCAAGCCUAUUCAACAAGUUUUGGUGAGGUGUAGUCAUCUGGAGACCUUAAAUUUGACAUCUUGUCGAGCCCUGCCUCGAGGAGUCAAAAGAUUUCAUGAGGCACCCCAGCUGGUCACCUUGCGAGCAGACAUUGCAAGUGGUAAAUUUGAGGAAAAUCCUGAUCAAGGUGAUGAUGAUUAGACCACUUUUGGCCUCCUCUCAAAGAGCCCCAAAAAAAUGAACUGCCAAGCUCAUGUGCCCAGUACAAAGCAAAUCCAUUUUGCCUCCCAUCAAGCUAUUAGGAAAAGCAUCUCCAUAGGAUCUAACAUUUCAAGCUGAGAGAGGAUUUCUCCCCUGUCAGAUAUGUGACGUUACUUGCAUCACUGCAGUGGAAGGCGGAUGAAAUUGGGGUCACAUAAGUCAUUCUUAUAUGUUGUAUUAUGAUGUAAAUUGUUUUUUGUAAGAUGUUUAAAAAGUUUAUAAGGAAGGGUGGGAAAAUGUUAUAUUCCAAGAUGUAAUUAUCCUUCUGUGUUCAUUGUCCUUUGCCAAGUUCCAGAGGUAGUAUUUUAUCCAUAAAUUACACAUGCUGAUAAGUAACAGUCGUUAUAGUUUACAGACUUGUUUAUUUACCUACAUCAAAAAAGGAGGGAUUCAUUCAUUUUUUAUUCUACUUAUUUAAUACUGACAGGUGUCUUUUGUUUCUUUAUGUGAAUCAAUUUUUUAUAAUAUACUUUAAGCAACUGCUAAAUAAUAGCAGUAUUGUAACAAACUGGUGAAAUCCUGUAAAGAAAGGGUUAGGAGGGAAAACAUUUUUGUUGGACAUUUUGCAAGAAUAUGCAAGAUGUGAGACAACCAUAAUAUUAUGCAAUAUAUAAUGCAGAUUACAAGAUUAUGCAUAGGUAGAUAUUGUUUUUUUACAUAGGUAUUCUGUUUUCGUUAAUCUGGGUAAAUGUCUGCAAGCUGCAGCUAGGACAAGUGCAAUGUAAAGCCUUUGCAAUGUAUUAAAGGACUCUCUAAAUAGGUUAAUACCUUUGUGCAAAUAAAUGAAGUAAAAUGACUGAAUGUCUCCUUUUUGAUACAUUAAGAAGAAACUCCCCAUGAGAGACACAGUACAAAAUUAAUUGCAUUGUAAAUGCAAAAUGAAAAGAAAAAAGUAUUUUUGUUUAAUUUCUAUUGAAAGAAACUUAUAUGAGAAAAAUAUUAAAUAGAAAUGUAUAGCUUUUAAAAUCUUUGGAACAUUUGUUUUAUUUACAUGUAUAUACAUAUAUAUAUGUAUGUAGUAAAGCAACCAACCUCUCAUUGAAUGACAGAUUUGUUGUUUUAACAUAUAUAAAUGAUUAUAUGCAUAAUCUCUUCAGUGCUUGGCAUCUUUCAGAUUUCUAGACUAUCCUUAAAUGGGGUCAUUAGAUUCAGCUAGGAACCAAAUGAAAAUUGGGUUACUGAGAAUUGGUUAUCAUGACUGCCCUAAGCUAUCCAGUUUUUCAAAGCCAUGUCUCACUUAAAUUUUUCUUGCCUUUGAGAUUAUUGCAGUUCCUGCAACUUACCAGUUGUAGAGGAUUUUGUGUGUGUUUUUCAUUGUCAUAAUCAUCAUCAUCAUGUACAUUUAAGAUGUACAGUAUAAUGUAAUUAUUAAUGAGGGCUAAAAACAGUGAGGGAAUUUGAAUUGGCAUAAUGUUGUGUUUCAUCAUUUUUUUAUUUAUUUUUCUUUCAAGAAUACACUGCCUUUGUAUUAAUUUGUCUUUGAUAGUUUAUUUACAUUUGUUUAGGACUCAAAUUUAUCAUAUUUUAGGCAUAAUUUUAGAUUAUAUAAAUUAGCUGCAAAAAUGUUCAUGUAAAAUUAUGUACUGUACAUUAUAGAGAAAAAAUACUAGUUUUGAUUGUCAUUUCAAUUUUAGGUUACUUAAACAGGUGUUUGUAUUUAUGAAGAGAUACACAUAUAUAAAUAUAUAUAUAGAUACAUAAUAGAUUAGAUAACUUAUUGUAGUUUUUAUAUAUAUAAAUUAGAUUUUAUUUAUGUAGUUUACAUUGGAUAUUAUAUCACCUUGUUCAUUUAACUUCAAAGUGAACAUUUUUGCAGUUUAGUCUUUUAGGUUUUUGAUGUGAAUUAGAGUGCAGUUGCAAUUUCCAGUGUUUUCAGAAUUUUUUCAAAUGAAUGUACGUAAAAUGUUGUGCCUUUCUGUGUCUACGACGAGCACAUGAUGCCAUUAUAAAGUUUCCAAAUUCUUAGGUAACCACGAAUAUUGGAGCGCACACACCACUUAAAUAGAUCUCAUAUUUUCAUUGGGUGUUUCCCACUCAUCCUUGGCAACUAAAGAAUUUGGAUAGUAAAUCUCAUUUAUUUAUAUAGAAUAAUGACAAUUAUUUAUAAUGCAGCAGUUAGAAAUAUUGAUUAGUUUUGGAACAGGAAAACUUCUGUUACUCAGAGCAAAUUUAGAAUUGGAUAGAUAUGCUGUAUUAUAUUUAUGUUGAGAUCUCACAAACCAGCAGUUAGGUGCCUAUUUCCAGAUGCUAUUCAAGAUUUGGUUCUCUUUAGCUAAAUUGUGUUGGUUCUUUGAAAAAAGGUUCUUAUUACUGUUAUGUCAAAAAAGGUGUGAAAGACAGCUAUUUAGAAGGUAAGCUCUUGGAAGGAACCAAGUACAGUACAUUGUUUAAUUUUUUAUUGGAUGGAGUAGCAUUUUGGCACUUGUUGGCAAAGAUGUAAAUUAAAAACAUAUCCAUUCAUACACACUAGGUUUAGAUUUAAACUGUCAUCAAUGCCUACAAGUUUGCAGUUACGUAAAUGAAGAUGAGCAUGUAUUUCUUCCUUUUACGAAAGUCUCAAAUAAUCUUCAACUUAUACCUGGCCAUUAGAGUCUUCCAGUUUAGUAGAAGUCCACUUGCAUUUUCUAUAACCGUCUGUUUAACAGUACGUCCUUUCAGCAUUCCACAGUGGUAUUCACAGCAGACUUUAGAUCCAUUACAAAAAGUAGUUCCCCAUCUACAAUAUGUAGUAACUUUGAUUAUCAGUUUGUUGUUCAGUAUUUAAUUAAGAUACAGAGCAAUAUUUUUUAAAUUUUAACUUUAGUUGCGGUUUUGAAUCUAUGAAAGGAGAAUAUGUUGUACAUAUUUUGGAAUCUUUUUUUCAGCCAGGUAUUUGCAGUAUAUUAAGAAAAAUAGAAGUAAUGGUAACUUGCUGAAAAGAGGAAAACAAAUUUCACUUCUCAAGGCAAUAAUGUACGUAUGCUUAUAUCAACAUGCUCGUAUAACCUGGUAGAAUAGUCAAAUCCAAAGAGUAUUUUACGGUACUACAGGAAUAGUUUACCAAUGUUUAUGUAGAUAAGGACUUGAUCCCUACUGUUUGCAUCAAUUUAUGUUAUUGUGAAAUUAUUUUGGAUAAAAAGUUUUGCUGUUAUGGAUAAUGGAAGUUUUUCUGUCAUAGAUGUUUAUAUUUCAAUCUUCAUGUUUUAUGUGCUCAAGACUUACUAUUCUUUGUUAUAUUCUUUGGGAUAGACCCGUUUAGGCAGUGUUGAAUAAAAUGUUAUGAAUGAGACAGUUAGCUAGCUGAAUUCCAUUAGUUGUUGAAUUGUAUAACUCCAUUUGAACUAGUUACUUAAAGUUUGGUUUGAUGGGAAUAAAUAAUACUAAAAGCAUGACAUUUUUUAAGACUCACAGUUGUAUAAAGUCACUUGAAUUGGACCAUUGUAUUUUUAUUUUAUUAGGGGUUCCGUAAAUGCUUAAAGUAAAUGGGGUCCAUGAUUUUCAAGGUGUAAGUGCUCGUACUCCGAUUUUUCAAAAAUAGCUGUACAUUGUAUUUUCUGAAAUUUUGUGGUUUCAAGAGGUAUGACAUCAUAAAAAAAAGGCAAAUUUCUCUCAAGUAAAAUUAUUUACUAUUUGUUUUGCACAAAUUAACCCAAGGAAAUUAAUUUUUUUUUAACUUUUACAAAUUUAUCAUUAAUCUUAGCUAUGCAAACAUAAUCUAGCCCUGUGUGAAUGGGUUUUCAUGUAGGACAGUAAGCUUAAUAACUGCCACCAGUAACGUAGAUGAAAACAAGUGUUGAACAGUUUGAUCUAGCAUACUAUUUAGGUUUGGUAGACAUCAUUUGUGAUUUGAAUAAGAUGGGAAAAUGUAGAUUACGUAUUUCAUCUAGUAGCUUUUGAAAUUUAAGGAGGUUGCAGUAACCCUUCUAUUAUUUGCAUCAAUAGAUCCAAUAGGAGUGAAGAUUUUGGUGUGGUGAUAUGCAGUAGAAUACAGAAGUAAAGACCUAUAUAGUCUACCGUACAAAAUAAGUAAAAAUGUCAUUUAACAUAAGAUAAUCGUAUAAAAUGGCACUUUUUUUAUGCUGGUCAGAACAGUAUCUUCAUUGCUAUUGGCUACCCUACCCAGAAACUGCAUUCACAACAGCCACUUUAUCACCAUACUUAAGCAAUCCAUAAAUAGUGUAUGUACUGUUUUUAUGUAUUUUAUUAGAAAAAAGUAUUGAAUAAAAAACACAACUACCAGACUAAUCUCAAAAGUUAAACAGAACUGCACUGUAUACUGUGCUACCUAACUAUUUUAGAAUGUCUGUAAACCUUUUUUACAGAAGUUGUAUUCUUUAGUAAGCAGUGUGUGUAAAUGACAACAAUACAAGGUAGUAAUGCAUUUUUUGAACUUUUUAAAUAUUUUUUCCAAAUGAAGCAUAGCAAUUGACCCCCAACCUCACAUUUUUUUGCUGAAAUUUACCUUUGUAACUAACGCUGGCCUAAUCUAAGACUUUAACAAAAAUUAAGGUGGUGCAGUACAGUUAAGGCACAAACAUAUGAAUAAGACUACCCAUUACCAAGAUGGCUGAAUGUCUGGUUUAGUCGUCAGGGCUAAAACUCACUGCCAGUUGGAAGGUGGUGCUAUCAGCAAGCGCACACAAAUGCAUAAUUCAGUAACAUGAGCCCUGCAAAGCUAAGGGCACACCAACAUCAACUUUUAUCAUGUUCUAGUUCAGAUCACACAUCUGUCACAAUUUAAGAGAGAUCUCUCAUCCCCACCAAAGUCACAUGAUUGUUCAGAGCAUCUGAUUUGCAUCACACUUACCAUCUGUAUGUUUGAUUUUAUUCAUGCAAUUUUGAUGUGGAUAAGUGUAAACCUGCUUUCACUGAAAAAGUGCUAAUAAUUUCAUAGUGUGAGAAACAGAAAAGCAAAUAAUAAAGGGGUUAUUGUAUUUAGAUCCUGUUGAAAUUUGAAUGAGAAGUAGAUUUUCAAAUGUUACAUUAACUUUGGUUUAGAAUGGCAUGGGCUCAUUUAGCUUUCGUGAUAACUUAAACUUUUGUUUUCAUUUAGCAUUGGUGAGAUUUGGUUAUAGUGUGUGAUUUCUAAUUGAAAAGUUCUUUGCCUUGAUAUCAAGCUAAUUAUUGCUUAGAAUUACAUUGUAAAACAAAGUGACGUGUACAGUGCAACGUUAUUUGGUCUGUGUCCUGAGUUUUUUUGUUACCUUUUAGGUAUGCCAUUUUUUCAUUUUUGGUCUUGCAUUUUCAAAGUUUUUUUUCUUUUAUAUAAAGCAACUUUUAUACCUAUAUUAAAGUUGAUGUUUUGAUACUUAUACUCUGUAGUUUUGAUGUACCUCAAAAUUUAGUUUUUGGAAGUAUCAAGUGAUAAUCUUGGUUACUAUAUUGCCAGUAUGUAAACUUAUCUACUAAAGAUAUUGCAUUUUGUAAUCUUGUUGAAUUUAUCUCUUGAAAGGUUUUGCAUAUAGAGUUUAAAAAGUUCAGGCUUUACCAGGUAUGGAAGGUGAUACUGAUAACAUAAAUUGGGUUACUAUUUAAUGACUGCAUCAACAUCCAAAACACUAAUUUUUUUAGCAUAGUCAUUGGGUAAAUUUGAUACUGUCAGAUACUUAAAAAAUUUUUCAUCAGCAAAAAAAUAGCUAUAUAUGCAUUUUGUUAAAAAAGUAUCCACAAUCAUGGAUCCAGUUGCACAUUUUGUUAUGGAAUAACCAGUGGAAUUUUUCUCAUAUUGUUUGGCUUGCUAUGAUUUUCAUUUACUUCAAAGAAAAAUCCAUGAUUGGUCUUUGUAAUUUAUAUUUUUUCAUCUUCGUUAACAUUAAAUUUUCAUGAGCAUCAUCAUUGAUACAUUAAGAUUAUGCUUCCAUUUCAUUGCCAUCAUUGCAUAGCUUGAAUUUUUACUUUUUAAAGUGGAUUAUUAUAAUCAACCAGGUGUCAUAGCCAUUGAAUUAAUUAAUAGGUUUCAGACGGGGAUUGAACUUCCUAUUAUAGACAUGUAAAACAAUCUGAGCAUAAAGUUAUGACAAAUAUUAAAGUAUUUGUUAGGUUCUUUGUUUAUUAGUGAUAUUUAGGUUAUAAAAAAGAAUAAUCUUUUAUCACAUUUUAUCAAUUUCACUAGAGUAACAAAGGUGUUAAAUUUGCCUUGCUUGGAAGAGCAAUAUGAAGUCAUUUUUCUCCAAAUAGGAAAUUUUAAUUUUCUAUAAAACAAUUUAAAAUGUAUUUUAUAGUUUUUCUUAUGAAAUCUUGAUUUAAAAGCAAAAUCUUUGCUGUUGGUAAGAGAUCAUGAAGACGAUGAGUAAAUUUGAGUGGUUCUUUUUGUUGUACAUUGUUUUUGAGGGAUAGCUCAGAAAAUUUUUCUUGCAUCAACCGUCUUUUUCAAGUAGGCAUCUUGAGUGCUCAAGUGCAAAAUAGGUAUUAACCAUAUCAUGGCCAUACUUCAUAUCCUGCAAGGCAUGAGUGAUUUCACAUAUUUCAGGUAAUUAACGAUAGCAUCUUUAGUGAGACAUAUCAUUUUUGAAGAAGCAAGAUUUCUUGUAAUUUACAUUAAAUUAAUAUUUUUUAUUUCUUUAGAGGGGGUUAUCAGUUUGUUUUGCAUUUCAUUAUUAUGUACGUAUUUAAAGUUCCCUUCUAAGGUGGUGUAAAUUUUUUAACUUUUACCUGUUAUUUUCUGCAUCAUUGUCAACUAUGAAGUGUGUUCCAGUGCUAGGUCAUCAGGCCAUAUUGUCAUAAAAUCAAAACCAUUAAGGCUUAUUUAUUUAUUCUGUUGAUGUCUUGUAUGUCUUUUAGCCUGUAGUCCUUCUUACUAGAAAGGGUUUGUAGCAAAUAGUUGGAUGUAAUUAAGUAGUAACUUAACUUAAAUCCUCAUUCCUUUGCUAAGCAUCUAUCAUCAUUGUUAAACCUAGCCCAAUUUUACAAAUAAGUUCUGAUAAGCUGCAGGUUAGUUUACUUACUUAAUAACAGGCAAAUUGAAUGUAAGAUUAGCGAGCACAAAAAAAGGGUGUAUGAAUGUUUAAUUGUAUGCAUAUUUUUGGUCUGGGUUAAGAAAAAGUGAAGACAUUUUUCUUGACCCAGACCAAAAAUACAGCUUACAAUUAAACAUUCGUAUGUAUAUUUAGUUGGUAUUACCCAUAUAUUUCAUGAAUGAAACCCUGUAAAUCUUAGUAGUUUUUAACCUUUGUAAUUGAGAAAAGUUAUUGGUUUUGUUGUAGACACUUUCAAUGAAUGGGUUUUAGUAGAGUUGGCAGCAUAUUGAUUUUUAAAGCAGAGUAAAUAUAAUUGCCUUUAGUUGAUUUAAAACCUUCCCGAGGUCUUUCAAAGGGAUAUAAUUUUUGUUUUAGCACUUUAUGCAAAAAUUGCUUCCUGCAACAUUGCAUGUGUUAAUUGCAUGAAUGUCAGCAAGCCUAUCUGAUUUUUUGAAGAUAAUGAAAAGAAAAAAUUUCAAUUUCAGUAAUUUUAAAAGUAUUUUAUAGCUUCAGAAUUGUGUAAAAAAAUUCCUUUCCUCAAAUUACGUAAAGUAACCCAGCUACGAUGCAUAUAAACUCUAAGAUUUAAUUGCAUGAAUGUCUGCAAUUUUAUUUGCUGAUUUGAUGAUAAGUAAUUUUUUAUUUCAUUGUUUCUAGAAGUGCUGUAGGUUUUUUCAGAAUACAUGCAUGGCUUAAAUUUGCCUUACAUAUUUGAAGGUACCAUACUUCAAUGCAAAUUAAGUAGACCAAGCUUUAACUGUGUGAAUAGGCUAAACACUGAAAUUCAUGAAAAUUGUGGCAGUAUUGAAAUCCAUCAUAACUACCAAGUAACAGACUGAAAUUAUAAAUCUAAUGUUGGCAAGUGAGAGUAAUUAGGCCACUAAUAAAGAUCAUGUAACUGUUAAUAUAAAAACAACUCAUAGUACAUUAGUAGUUGGACAUGCCUAUUUUGAUAGUUAAUUGAAAGUGAUCCUGGUGAUGCAGUCCUGGUAUGAAAAAGGUGCAAUACAACAUGAUUAUAUAAAAAUUUAUAUAUGUUUCAUAAUUUUAAGCAUUAAUGAAUGGCAAGUCAUUGAAAAAAGUUACUAAAAAUACCUGUUAAAGGCAGUUUGAAUGUUAAUUUUUUUAAUAGCUAUAAUCUUCUACAUGUAUAUAUUUUAGUAGUUUGUCCUACAAGCCAGCAAGACUAAAACUGAGAAUUAGACUCGAUCAGGGUCUUACAACAAAAGUAAUAAAUGAGCUUUACACAGUAUCUACAAUAGAAUUAUUUGCAAGAGAUUAGUUAUGAACAUGACAAAGAUUUUUGUGAACAUUGCCCUUGAAAUUUUUGUGGCCAAGCAUUAAAAUUGCCUUAAAUAUAGACAUGUAUAGAGUCCUUUACCAUACAGUUACCUUAGAUUUGCAUAGUACCUCUCAUAUACUCUAUUGUAAGCAGUGAAACAGGUAUUUUUAAUUGUCACGAGUAUGGUAUAAGGGGUUUUCUUCAUUUUCAAAAGUGCAUUUUCCUGAUGUAGUGAUGAUUGAAAGAUCUGUAUAUGUCCAAGCCUUAUCCUACAAUAGGGAAGUUAUUCUUAAUUCAUAGUCUUAAUCUUUUUAUUUGCAAAGUGAAGAAGAAUGAUUAAGAAAAGUGAUAGGAUUAAUGAAUUGUUUAACAAAAUAUGCAGAGGAAGAAAGAACCAGUAGUGAUUUUUUUUUAAAUCACUGAAAUUUUUCAUUAAUUUUUGGAAUGUCAGUAUCUUAUAACAUUAGGAAAGUUUAAAAAGUACUUUCUGAAAGGGUUUAGGGUGAUGUUUCUAACUUCCUAAUAUUAUUUAAAUUUGUUCUUGCUGCAAUACAUAUUUUUUAACAAAGUUAUGGCCAUGCUCUUAUAUUUGUCCUAAUGCCAAAAAAAUAAAAUAAAAUAUAAUCCAGUUUUUAGUUAAAUCAGUGUAAAUGAAAAUCAUUAACCUAGUAAUUUCCACAUUUCAUAUACAAGGCCAGUAUUUAACCUUAUAUUCUAUUGGGGGGGGGGUUGCCAUACUCUAAUGAUAAUGCCAAAUUUUGACAUAUUCUUUUGUUAGUCUAGUAGAGUUUAGAUAUUCAGUAGUAUCAAAUAUGCAGAGAGUAAAAAGCAAACCCCUAAUUAAGGUACUAGAGGAAGGAAUCUUUCCAAGAGCUUUUGUUUAUUUUUUGAAGUCUGCACAUUGUUGUUCCUUUGAAGAUUUUUGCAUCGUAAAUACAUGAAAGUACAUGGAAGAAGAUUCUUUCUUCUCUGCUUUAAUUUUCUAUGUGACAUUUUGUGUUAUAAUGCAUGUAGAUAGUAUGGUAUAUACUUGCAGAGGAGUUUUUUUUUAUACUUUGAAAUGUAAAUUGUUGAUUUCAAAUUGUCAAGUCCUAUUAAGGAAACUUGCUGCAAUAAAACCAAAAUCUGCUAAGAGAUUUUAAAAAGUUUUAUAAUGCAAUAUUUAUUCAUGACAAUUUUCAAACUAUAUGUGUAUAUAAUUUUAGUCACAUAUUACAUAUGUAGUUCCAAACUUUAGUUGCCUUUGACAGCUGGGACCCAAAAAAUUCAUUUGCAUCAAGUUCACAUAUCUCUCAUCUAAACUGGAGGAUUUUCUGUAGUAACUACAAUUACGUACAUUAAAAAGGUACAUGAAUUUUUAGUUCAGUGUAUUAAAGAAAUUGACAUAUAAUUUCUUUAGUUUCUGAGACUUACUUUGUCUUUCUUGUGGAGUAAUACUUUUCUGGGUUGCAUAUGUGAAGUGCAAUGAGACCCAGUGUUAAUUUUUAAGGUGUAAUUUACAAAUGUAAUGGAGGAACUGGGGUUUUUCAGAAAGUUGCAAUGGAGGAAGCUUCCAAGAUUCUCAGAAUUUAAUUUUUUCCCAACAGAGCAGGUGAGAAGAUGGUUAAUGUAUGCUAGUGCAUGUAUUGUGUAUUGUUUAUAAAUUCUUAUUCUUGAUAAGUCAGAAUCUAGAAGUUAACAAUAAACUACAAGUGUAUUCUCAUGAGUUUGCUUUAAAAUAGGUUUAGAUGUAACUUCAGAAACUUCAAAUCUAUCUGCAAAAUUCCUCUCAAUAUUUUGUUGGUUAAUAGUAAUUUCACAGAAUGCAUAGUCUGAUCUACAGAAAUUCAGGAAAUGGACUGAAUUUUCUUAGGUGAAUAAUGGCAAGUACAGAUUAAUGUUCAGUUUGUAUUGUGGUGAAAGUCUGGAGGUAUAUGGGCAGAUUGAUAACAAAAUUAUAGCUUGUUAGUUGAAUUGUAGAUUUUAAUAUUGCUCAUCAAUUUCAAGCUAGAUAUAGAUAAGAAACAGGAUGAAACAGAUGCAUAAUCCAGUAUUUUUUGCAUUCCUUAAUUGGUCUCACAUAGAUACUAAAAGUUAAACAGGUGUGCCAUGGAAAAGUUUGUAGUAAUGUACAGCUGAGUUUGUGUAGUUGGUGGUGGGUUGUUUACCCAAUCCCUUACUAUUUUAUUCACAAGCCUUUUCAGUAUCAUAUUAUGCCUGUUUAGCAGUACCCUGUUUUUCCCACUUCAGAAUAUCAAAGGAGUUAUUUGUUUAACUGGUAUCAGAGAGCUCAUAUUAUCAAAAGUAAGUGCUUCAGGAACAAAGAUUGAACAAUACAGCAAUAUUGGCAUAGGGGUGCAAUGUGGUUAACAGAAUAAAGAUUAAAAAGUAGAUCUAAUGCUUAUAUGGUCAGCCUAAUUGCACGCUGAUGCAGAGCUUUUCUUCCACUAAUAUUUUUGUAGCUGAAAAAUUAUGUCUCAGAUCUUGCUUGCUUUUAGUAAUCUUUUAUUACUAAUGGCCCUAUGAAAGUAUGAAAGAGCUAAUACACAAAAGAAUAUUCUAAAGGAAACAGAUUAAAUCAUUGUCAUUCAUUGAUCCAAGGUGAGAUUAAAAGUUAUUUUCCACUAAUUUGUUUCUAUUUGCAAAGUAAAAGUGCUAGACAGGGCUGUAUCUGGCUUUCUGUACCACCACAUAACACGGACAAGAUGCCCAACUUUUGCACAAGUUGAAAUAAUCUUCAGAUGAGGAGUUUCAGUGCUGUGAAUUCAUUUGUAGACCCUUCAUUAGAGGGGUAUUCAUGUCUUGCUACAGUAUAUUUUGUACUGGAAAUUAGAUAGAAUAUCACCUAAGUUUUGUGUUAAAUUUUAAGUGGACUGUUCAUACGAAACCAUUUAAUGGAACUGUACAGUAACUUGUUUGUAAUGUACAAAUAUAAUCCCAUUUUUAUACAGUAAGUUAGAUCUCUCAGAUAUUUUAUUUAUAAUAGUAUUAUUGAUGGGUUAGUAAGUGUUCAAACAUUCUCCGUACAUUAGCAUUGUGUUCAGUGUAAAGGCUUUUAGGUUUGGAAUCAAUAAUUUGGUAGACAUGUUCAUUGUAAAAUAGAUAAUGCAUCUAAGUGAUGCUUUUCUAAUCAAAUAACAAUGCAUUGACAUAGUUAUCAAUACCACUUAAUAGCAUAAAUACACUGUAUAGAAGCAAAAUUUUCAAAAUAUCUCAUUAUUUUUAUGAUAUUUUUUGUACAUGUACUACAAUGUUCCAAAGCAGAAAUGUAGUAAGAAAUUGAAUUGGUCUAUCCCAAUUUUGAUAAAUCUGCAUUUAAAGAUAUUUUUACCUUUAUACAGAUUAAGGUGUGCAGCAUACGAAUAGAUAGUUUUCUUUAUUUUACCAAACAACUCCAUUAGGUGUAAUUUUAUAUUUUCUUCUUUAAUAAUUGUUUUGCUUAAUUCCUGAUCUCUUACUUUCAAUUGCUUUAUUAAAAGGCUGUAAAGUAACGUUGUAUAUAGAGAUUUAAGAGUUCCAGAUUUUUAUGUCAAGUCAUGUAUUCAUGAUCAUGGUCAGUGUUUAUUCACAUGUCAUUUUCAGACCUUCCUUGCUAUUUCACCAAGUUCUUAGUUGGUGCUUGAGGGGGAAAUGAAAUCAAGGAUGGGGUCAUUUCUUGCAGUUCAAAUGCAAGGGCUUCAUUAGGUUAUACUGGUCACUUCUCUUUUUCAUGACUCAAGCAAUAACCAAGAAUAUGGAAUUAUUAUGUGACUGAUAAUUCACACACUUGAUUCAUUGGGAGAUAUGCAUUUGCUUAGUUAUCCCAAAUAUAUGCACAUAUUGGUGUGGUGAGCCUUCAUGAAACAUUAUAACUUAGAAAUGUAUGACUUAUCAGUCAUAUCCUUACUUCACACAAAAUAUAUUUUAGUGUAGGGUCAGGGAGACAUUACUGUAUAUAAAACCCUAUUAAGUUAGCACAAUUUAUAAAUUGAGCAACAGUAUUUCAUCAUUUACUUCAGAUUCUAUGAUCAUAUUUUUUUUUUUUUCUGAAAGUAUGUUCAUGAGCAUCGAGUAAAUGUGCCGGAAAUUGUGAGCUCUAGCUAUUUUGAGAGAGGCAUAUUCUACCUAUGACUAGUCUCUAAAUUUCUGUAUUUUGUUCUGCAGUGGUUUACUGAUGUUUAGUGAAAAACAUUAUUUAUGUGCAAGUAGAUGGGGAGGUAUCAAAUCUUUAGUUGUAAUUUGAAAAGAUAUAACUGAAUUACUGUUCACAAGUUGCCUGUUGCUUAGUUAUUUUUAAUACAUUUAUUUUCAUAUUUUGAAAUUGAAGAGAAAUGUUAUGAUGGAAGAUCUGAUAUGCAUUUAAUACCAAAACAGAACAUUGUACAUAAAUGUUCCCUUGUGUUUUAUCGAUCAUGGUCACAAGAGAAGAUGCUGAGGUUGUACCAUACCUGACUUUAAAAGGUAACCUUAAAGGUAAUAAAUAAUCUGAAUCUUGGUGUUAAAGAUGUACAUUAGUUAUCAAACUUAAGUUUAAUGUAAACUGGGAAUACAUACUGUAAGAUCCCAUAUUAAACUGACAAGUUCUUUUUAUGCAGUGUGGUUUCUUCUGUUUGUGAAAACAUUUUAAGUUUAACUUGUAUAUCAUAGCUCAAGUACUGAGCUUAAAAUUGUCAGGAAACAUUACCAUUUCUGUACAGGGAUAGUCAGUGAGAUGAAAGUGUAAAAUGACCCAUGCAUACCAUUUCUUGUAAACAUGAUCAUGUUAGAUAGAUAUAUUAGAGAUGAACUAUUAAAGUGUAUGGAUAGUUGAAAA
Macrobrachium nipponense is the source of this 15971-nucleotide messenger RNA. RefSeq names its product F-box/LRR-repeat protein 6-like (gene Fbl6). Gene Ontology annotation, molecular function: protein binding. The coding region runs from base 539 to 2923 and encodes 794 amino acids. The transcript is spliced from 10 exons. The record is from RefSeq and is a predicted model, not a curated record. Lineage: Eukaryota; Metazoa; Arthropoda; Malacostraca; Decapoda; Palaemonidae.